UUCCGGAUUUGUUGAUUUGCAUGUGGGCGUCAUGCAUGGUGUGUUUUCAUCGUUAUAGGAAGUUACAUUUUUCACUGAAGUUGAAACUUAAAUACCAGAAAUGAUAAAACGUAUAACUAUUGUUCGACGUUUGUCGACUUUUCCAAUAGUUACGAGAAUACAGGAUGUUUUUAUGCAAGGCCAAUAUAACAAACGACUUUUGCAUGGCCAUGGUGGUGAUGCAGCAUCUGCAAGUGCAAGAUGUUUGGCUAUUGCUCGAAAGGAUAGGCCUAGGCUUAGUUAUUAUAGACGAUUGUGUAAAAUUAAUUCUCCGCUAAUUCAAAAUGUUAGACACUUCAAUUGCACAACUUUGGUGUGUGCUGAGAGCAAUAUUCACCCAGGAGAGAUAAGAACAAGCAUGUUUGCCUGGCAAAUUCACAACUAUGGAAAAGACAACUUAAAUCUUGUUGAAAAACUGGUGCCAGUCAUAACAAAGCCAAAGGAAUUACUGAUCAAAGUGUAUGCGUCAAGCAUAAACCCCAUUGAUCUUCGUAUGCAAGGAGGUUAUGGUGCAGUGCUCUUGAAUAAAGGUCGGAGAUGCUCAUCUGGAGAUGAAUUUCCGCUAAUUCUUGGAAGGGACUGUUCUGGCGUUGUUGUGGAUGUUGGUAAAGGGGUGAUGGGUAUCAAGAAGGGGGAUGAAGUUUGGGCUGCUGUCAGUCAAAUUAAGCCUGGUUGUCAUGCACAGUAUGUGUUGAUAAAUGAAGAUGAAGUUUCAAAAAAGCCUGAAAGUUUGACGCAUGUACAGGCAGCUUCCCUUCCAUAUGUUAUUUCAACAGUUUGGAGUGCUUUAUAUGCCAUAGCUCGUUUCCGUCCCAAAAAAGAAUCAAUUGGGAAGUCAGUGCUUAUACACGGUGGUAGUGGAGGAGUUGGGUCAUUCGCUAUCCAGCUAGUAAAAGCAUGGAAUGGUAAAGUUUCAACAACAUGCAGCACCAGCGCAGUUGAUAUGGUAAAAAAACUUGGAGCCAAUCAUGUUUACGAUUAUAAACAAUCUGACUUCCAGAAUUCGCUUCUGAAAGCUGGUGGAUUUGAUUUAAUACUGGAUACAAUUGGAGGACCAACAGAAGACCUUUCAAUGGAACUCCUCAAAUCGGGCUCUCAGCUUAUAUCUCUAGUCUCACCUUUUAUGGCAGACAUGGAUCGGUACGGUGCUGUUGUUGGAUCACUUAGUGCUAGCACAACAAUGUUUAAGAAAGCCAUGGCUGUAUCCAGAAAAGGUGGGAAGUACAGAUGGGCAUUUGCAACCCCAAAUGCUGUUGCCUUGGAAACAAUCGCACAGCUGGUUGAUGAAGGGAAAAUCAGACCCGUUAUAGACAGAGUCUUCACAUUUAAACAGAUUCCAGAAGCUUUUGAGAAACUUGAGAAAGGUCAUGCACGGGGCAAAAUUGUUAUUGAUAUGGGUGAAGAAAAGAUUACCCCAACCUCUUCUGAUUUUUACAUGAAUGCUGCUAACAACUAAAUUUGAAUUUAUGAACUUCUUAAUUAAAUUGGUGACAUAAUUCCUGAUGAUUAAUUGAAUUAUAGAAUCAGGAUGGCAAUUUGCAUCAUAAUUUCAUAUUAUCAAAUUGAAAAUAAUUAGCAAUAAUAAAGUUUACACGGUGAGAAGUGA
Messenger RNA from Anneissia japonica, 1645 nucleotides. RefSeq names its product reticulon-4-interacting protein 1 homolog, mitochondrial-like. The record is from RefSeq and is a predicted model, not a curated record. Gene Ontology annotation, cellular component: mitochondrion. The transcript has a single exon. Lineage: Eukaryota; Metazoa; Echinodermata; Crinoidea; Comatulida; Comatulidae. Gene Ontology annotation, molecular function: oxidoreductase activity; zinc ion binding. Bases 101 to 1495 code for a protein of 464 amino acids.